Molecule: messenger RNA, 4596 nt
Organism: Aspergillus saccharolyticus JOP 1030-1
Lineage: Eukaryota; Fungi; Ascomycota; Eurotiomycetes; Eurotiales; Aspergillaceae
Product: putative membrane bound C2 domain protein (vp115)
Exons: 4
Coding region: 1-4596 (1531 amino acids)
Molecular function (GO): lipid binding
Source: RefSeq, a predicted model, not a curated record
AUGGCGUCGCAAGACGCAGAUGGCAGCAAGGCCGAAUUACGGCAACAAGGCGCCAUUGAGGUAGCCCAAAAUGCUGCACAGGAUCCUCAGUCCAAUCUUCGAGCAGAGGCCGUCGAAAAGACCCUGGUCGAAGAGACUCGGAAGGCCGGCGUACCAGCCUAUCAGUUUGACCCCGAUGCAACUCCCGAGGCCAAGGCCGCUGCCGCCAGAGCUCGGCUGCCUCCCGGAUUUCACCAUGAACACAAACCCAAAGGUGUCGCUGUCAUCACGGAUCAGGACGACGGCACCCCCGAUCAAUACGAUUUGCCCCCUCCGCGGUCCGCGACCGACAUUCUCAAGGAAGAUGGGAAAGACGAGACCGCGCAGGUCAACGGGGAGGCUGCUACGGAAGAAGACCUGCGAUGGGCACGCGACCGGACGGGUUGGGCCCCGCAAUUCGAACACCAACCGACCCAAGAGGAGAAAGAAGAAGGAACCCUGCUGGACCAUCAAACAUUCCUAGAAGGCAAACUGGAUGAUAAGUUUUUCGGAGAUUGGUAUCACAAUGCGGGGGUUAUUGUCUUCGCCUGUCUCGCAUCCUGGGUCGUUGCAGUGUUGGGCGGUGGACUGGCCUGGGUUUUCAUUGUCAUGGCCGCCUGCAGUACCUAUUACCGGACUUCAAUCCGCCGCGUUCGUCGAAACUUCCGAGACGAUGUGAAUCGUGAAAUGGCAAAACAGCGCCUGGAGACCGACACAGAAAGCUUGGAAUGGAUUAACAGUUUCUUGGUCAAGUUCUGGCCCAUCUAUGCCCCGGUCCUCUGCGACACGAUCAUCAACUCGGUGGACCAGGUUCUUAGCACGUCCACCCCCGCGAUGCUCGAUAGUCUCCGCUUAAAGACCUUCAUCCUUGGUUCGAAGCCUCCGCGACUCGAGCACGUCAAAACGUACCCAAAGACCGAGGUUGACACGGUCAUCAUGGACUGGAAAUUUAGCUUCACCCCCAAUGACACCAUGGACCUUACUGCCCGCCAGCUGAAGAACAAGAUCAACCCGAAAGUCGUUCUAGAAGUCCGAGUCGGCAAGGGCGUUGUCAGCAAGGGUUUGGAUGUGAUCGUGGAAGAUAUGGCUUGCAGCGGUUUGAUGCGUGUCAAGGUCAAGCUGCAGAUUCCUUUCCCCCAUAUCGAACGCGUGGAUGUCUGUUUCCUGGACCGACCGGAGAUCGACUAUGUCUGUAAGCCUCUUGGUGGUGAUACCCUUGGUUUUGAUAUCAACUUCAUCCCUGGUUUGGAGACUUUCAUCAAGGAGCAGAUUCACAACAAUCUCGGUCCGAUGAUGUACGCCCCCAACGUGUUCCCUAUUGAGAUCGCGAAGAUGCUGGCUGGUAACCCUGUUGACCAGGCCAUCGGUGUGGUCGCGGUCACGCUGCAUGGCGCUCGCCAACUGAAGAACCCCGAUGCCUUUGCCGGUACUCCCGACCCGUAUGCCGUCGUCACCUUGAACAACCGCGUCGAGCUGGGCCGCACCAAGACUAUCCAUGACACGGAUAGCCCGAGAUGGAACGAGACCAUUUAUGUCAUCAUCACGUCCUUUGCGGAGUCCCUGACCAUCAUCCCGUACGAUUGGAACGAGUUCCGCAAGGAUAAGGAACUGGGAACCGCAACCUUCCCGCUUGACCGGUUAGAGCAGCAGCCGGAGCACGAGGGUCUUUUCCUUGAGGUUAUGGCUAGUGGUAGAUCUCGUGGUGCGGUCCACGCAGAUAUCCGCUUUUUCCCCGUUCUGGGGGGAAGACAGCUGGAGAAUGGUCAGGUUGAGCCGCCGCCCGAGAUGAAUACUGGUAUCGCUCGUUUCAUUGUUGAACAGGCCAAGGACUUGGAUGCGUCCAAGAGCAUGGUUGGUCAGCUUAAUCCGUACGGUGUCUUGCUUCUGAACGGCAAAGAGAUUCAUAUUACCAAGAAGCUGAAGCGCACGAACAACCCCAUCUUUCAAAAUGCGGCAAAGGAAUUCUUGGUCACGGACAGGAAGACCGCACGUCUUGGACUGGUCAUCAAGGACGAUCGUGACCUCGGCAAAGAUCCCAUUCUCGGGACCUAUCAAAUCAAGCUCAAUGACAUGCUGAAGAUGAUGGAAAAGGGCCAGCAAUGGUUCCAUCUGCACGGUGCUAAGACGGGCCGCGCUAAGCUGAUCCUCGACUGGAAGCCCGUGGCUGUUGGUGGAGUUCAUGGUGCUGGAUACGUGGAUCCAAUUGGAGUUAUGCGCUUCCACUUCAAGAGCGCGUCCAAUCUUCGAAACCUGGAAACGAUGGGCAAGUCUGAUCCAUACGUACGGGUACUGAUCUCGGGCUACACAAAAGCACGGACCGUCACCUUCAGGAACAAUCUGAACCCUGAAUGGGAUGAGGUGGUCUACGUGCCGAUUCACAGCUCCCGCGAGAAGAUUACCCUCGAGGUCAUGGAUGAGGAAUCCAUCAACAGCGAUCGGUCACUAGGAGCAACGGAGAUCAGUGCCGGCGACUACGUUCGCGAGAAUGAGAACGGCGAGUAUGAGGUUGACGACGAGAAGCAGCUCAUCUCCAGCGGUCUUCGCCUGGGGAACAGCUCCAAGGGAACCUUGAACUACUCGGUGGCUUUCUAUCCGGCUUUGCCUGUCGUCAACCCUGAAGAAGAGGAAGAGGAAUCGGAGGAUCUGAAUGGCGAGACUGAGGGUACAGAGCUAACUCGGAGAAGCACGGAGUCCAAGCGCAAGAGCGCAGCCGGACACUCCAAGUCUGCCAGCAUCGACUCCAAGACCUCUGCUCCUAAUGGAACAAAUGGAGCGAAUGAAACGAAUGGCCCUAAUGGCACUAAUGGCACCCACGGUACCACGAAUGGCCAUUUGGACGGUACAACCAGUCGUGCUAGCCUCGAUACAAACGGAACCCGCCCGCAAACUGCCAAAGAUUCCGAAACGAUGUCGAUUAGGUCGAUCAAGGAGGCUCCCAAGACGUAUAUCUCUGUGGAAGAUCUCCCGAAGUACGAGUGCGGUUUCCUGGUCUUCAACGUUCACGAGGUCCAGCUCUCACGGCAUAACGUACAGGUGGAGAUCUUGAUGGAUGACUACAUGUUCCCUGCGUACAGCUCACCAAAACUCCGUACGAAGACGGCCAAACUGGAGGAUGUUGGGGAUGCCUUCGUUCGUGAGCUCGAGUUCUCCAAAAUCACUAUGCGCAUUAUCGACAAGAAAGACACAAAGGAUGACAGCGACGAUCACACAAUUGCGAAGUUGACGGGUGACACGCUUUCGACUCUCCAGCGAAUUCUGUACACCCCAACCGAGUUGGUUCUUCGUUCCAAUGAUGGAGAAAUCAGCAAGAUUACCGUCAGUGCUCGGUACAUCCCUGUUCUCAUGAAGCUCGACCCCACUGAGAGUAUCAACAACAUGGGUACUCUGCGGGUGGACGUCAUGGAUGCUGCCGAUCUCCCCUCGGCCGACCGCAACGGCUACAGUGACCCCUACUGUAAGUUCCGCCUUAAUGACGAGAUGGUCUACAAAACCAAGGUGCAGAAGAAGACGCUUCACCCGGCCUGGAAUGAGUUCUUUGAGGCGCCUGUCAGGUCUCGUCUUGGGGCGUCUUUCCGAGUUGAUGUGUACGACUGGGACUUCGGCGACAAGGCCGACUACUUGGGCGGUACCCCGAUUGAUCUACAGAUCCUGGAACCGUUCCAGAGCAAGGAAGUGACUUAUCCCCUUGAUGGGAAGUCUGGCGCUAUCCGGUUGAAGCUGCUGUUCAAGCCUGCAUAUGUGGUCCGGUCUCGACAAGGAUCGUCUACUUUCCACGGCACAUUCGCCACCCCUGGCAAGAUUGUCGGUGCCCCUGUCAAAGGCGUGGGCUUUGUUGGCGGCAAUGUGAUCAAGGGUGCGUCUUUCUUGAAGCACGGUCUCAUGUCACGAUUCCGCGCAGAAGAUGACGUUGCAGAAGAUGCUGAGGAAGUCCCUGCGGCCGAAAGCAGCAGCCUGGCCCCCGCGGCCGUCCUGGUGGAGGGCGAGACACCUCCUAGUACCACCCCUAAGAGCGAACUGCAGCAUGCGCGCAGCCGCAGCGUCGCGUCUCACUAUGGGGAUCGACUUGGGGUGAGCGGCAAGGGGGAGGCUGGCACGGCUACCAUCUCGGUUGUCUCUGCGAGCGGGUACCCGCCCAAUGCACACGUGCGGGUCUUUAUCAAAGCGGUUGGUCCCAAGGGUGCCAAAGAUGUCCUGAAGACCAAGGCUCAUAAGACAGGCGGUGGCCCUGUGUUUUAUGAUCCGUCGCAUGAGACAUGCCGGGUCCAUAACACAACUGCCGAUGCACAAUAUCAGGUGCGCGUGGUUGACCAUGCGACUUUUGGAUCGGAUACGGUGCUGGGUGAGGGAAUCUUCUUUGUGGACGAUCAGGGAUCUGUGGCUGGACAAGACAAGUCGGUCAAGGCAGGCAGUGGCACCGUGACGAUCCGGAGCAGCUUUGCAGUGACGGAAUCGACCCUUCGGCCCGGCACUGCGCACUCCAACACGAACGAUGCCGCGUCCGAGGUUAUGGACAGCCCCGAUUCGAAAAAGGCCGGUCGACGUAGCUUCCUCGGCAAGCGGAACGUCAGCGGAGCAUGA